Molecule: messenger RNA, 636 nt
Organism: Rodentolepis nana
Lineage: Eukaryota; Metazoa; Platyhelminthes; Cestoda; Cyclophyllidea; Hymenolepididae
Source: the annotation of a GenBank genome assembly
AUGCGGUCAUCUCGAACGGGCGUGGUUGUUAACGAGAAAGGCGAACAUGUUAUUCCUGCCAGCCGUCGCCCUGAUGGCACUUGGCGAAAGGAGAUAAAAGUCAGAGCAGGAUAUAUUCCUCAAGAUGAAAUGCCAACUUAUAAGCCUAAAGCUGUAGAAGAAAUGAAUAGAAAGAAGGAAAUGUACGUAAUCCCUGGUCUAUCUAAAGAAGACGCUGAAGCAAUUACAAACCAGCGAAAGAAAGCUGGUUCCGUGGGUCUCCUUGUAAAUGCUUCUCAGCAAAUCGCUUCAAAAAAGAAGAAAUCGAAGGGGAACCCGACGCAUAAAUCUGAAACGAAGAAUCAAACAAAAUCUCAGAAUAAGGCUAGUGAGCCUGCUAAAAAAACGCCUACUGUGGCCGUGAAUCCCAAGGCCGAUAUUAAAAAGCCUGUUGAAAGUGGUGAGGGCGUGACAAGAGAUGCCGAAGCCGAAAUACAGCACCAGCUUAAAGUUGAACGGAAGAGACUUCGUCAAAUUCAUGAAUUGAUGGAGAAGGCAGCAGCUGGUCAAGCUUUGAAUCCUGAUCAGAAGGCAAAAAUGGCUCGUAAAGCAGAAAUCGAAGCUCUAAUUGCUCAAUUGGAAACCUGUACGAUAUAG